AUGGCACCAUCCACCAAAACAUUCCCGCAGUGCGGUGCCACGUAUAUUGCUCGACUUGAACAUGAAUUUAUGCAUGGUAAAGGACUCUCUGUCUGCGCCAAUUGUUUUACAGCAGGUUUACAAAAGUCCUUGAAGCGAUGCAGUGCUUGUACUUUGGUCGACUAUUGUUCACGAGAAUGUCAAAAGGCACACUGGUCCAAGCAUAAAGCUUUCUGCCACUUGGCACAGGGUAAAGGCUCCAAGUCUGCGUACCUUACGUCGCACGAGCGGGACGAAGUAUCUCGGAUUCUCAUCGAUUGCUAUCGGUUAAGGGUUGAGACGGAUCAUUCAUCCCGCGAAGAGGAUCAUGGCAUUUACUACCCCGGCAAAUCAAUCGACGGCCUGGUGUGGGCAAAGGGAGAUGUGGUGGCAGAUUUCCAACGAUUUCUGGACUUUGUCGAAACAGCGGGUAUUCUGCCAAAGUGGUGGACGUUUGAGGAUCGCAUGAAUACAUUGGCAUGGGCUAUUAACAAAGAAGACCCUGAAUGUGUGUACAAACCCAUUGAUCAAACCGAGAUCAUUACUCGAUACGGAGGGGAUAUUGCUAUUCGCCAUGCACUUAUCAUUCUUGCCGAGCUGUGUGUUGGAUAUGAUGGCAAAGGGCCAGCCAAAGACGAUACAUGGUAUGAAGAAUUCCAGGAAUUUCUUGAUCUGCAUCCCGAGGAGAGGGCACGAUUGAUUGGAGGAAGUAUUGCGGCGGUAGAGGCUGCUUUGGAUGGAUCGGGUGGCGAUGCCUCAGAAUUGAUGAAACAAAUAAUGGAGGCCAAGACAGACGCAUGA
Messenger RNA from Exophiala mesophila, 819 nucleotides. RefSeq lists its product as uncharacterized. The transcript has a single exon. The record is from RefSeq and is a predicted model, not a curated record. Lineage: Eukaryota; Fungi; Ascomycota; Eurotiomycetes; Chaetothyriales; Herpotrichiellaceae. The coding region runs from base 1 to 819 and encodes 272 amino acids.